ACCUAAUCACCAGACUUCGCCGCAUGCUUCCACCUCGCAUCUCCGUCGCCCUGUUCCCGUCACCCGUCAAGCGUCACCCACCGCCCACCGCCACCGCCGCCUCAAGUCACCGCUUUCCUUAACCCCAUUCUCGGCAUUUCUCGUGGUCACCACACACUGCUUCUAUCAUGCAUCGCAGGAAGAGCACCGAGAAGACGAGAAAAGUGUCCCCUCCGUCACCGAGCUACAUGAACAACGAGCAGUUUGCUGCCUAUCUCGCCAAUCUGAGAACAACCCGAAUUGCUCGUCCCGGCGGAGCCAGACCCCUGCCCCCAUCUUCCUCGAGCACAAGAUCCAAACGUCCUUCCUACGAACACAGCGUUUCUGAACCUCUUCCUCGAAUCGAAAGCGCUCCCCAAUCCAGUACAAGUUCAACCGAUGCACCUUCACGACCAAAUCCCCUUUCUGUCAAUACCAGCUUCUCGUCCCGUUACUCCAUGUCUAGCACUCAGGGGCGCGAUUACUACCCCUACCGCCCGACGUCGCCUCUGAAGCCCUCGGAAGUUGUUCCCACGGCGACCUACAUGGAGAGAGGCCAGCGAUGGAUGGAGAAAGAAGAGGUUGCGUCGCUCCGGCAAGCCAUGGACGACAUGCAGGUUAAGAAAGACAUGCCCGGCCUCAAAAUCGAGGCCGCGCACACCAAGGGAGGACCUGCCGAUACACCAGAUGACGAGAACCGCAUUUACAGUGCUGCCCUCGAUGAAGCCUCCGAACUUGUUUGGCAGCAUCAGAACGGGGUCCGCCCCCCGGACCCUCAUGCCCCCUAUCGGUACAAGUCUCAUCUUAGAAAGGACAGCUAUGCCCACGCUCGAACAGCCAGCGUGGGUAAAUAUGGCGACGACGUAGUCCCAUCCGGUCUAGCUAGAGACAAGUCGAGAUCUGUUUCCGGCAGCUCUACUGAUAGUGACGGGCACUCUCGGCCUUCUCUUGCUUUGUCGCAAGAUAGCUUCAAAGGACAGAGCCGCAGCCCCGAGCGAUCGUCGAUGGACUCUGGGAUAUUGGGCACCUCCGGUACCAGCCGACCUCUCCCUAAACCUCUGUCUUCUGGCCGUCGCCGCAGCAGUAUGAAGCGGAACAUCAGCGGUGAGGUCGAGAGACCAUUUUCGGGUGAUCAGAUCUGGGAGGAACCGGAACACACCUUGCGCGGAGACAGGUCCGAAACAAAGCUAGUGUCAUCAUCGGACUUGCCGCUUGUGGACAAACCAAAGAACCCGCAAGGCCAAGUCCAUGUUGCUGCGGCCUUCUCGGCGGACCGCGCGGCCCCUUGGAAACCCAAAUGCAAUGUCGAAAUCCAUCGGAACCCACCGUCACAGUCGCGCAAUCCGCUGUACACGACCAACAGUUCCGUCUCCAAGGCCAUGGUAGGCGAUGGUACGGUGCCUAAGAAGAAUGGCAUGGAGAUCCGUAGCGAUGAUAUCAGGGGAGCCACAAGCAUGAAGCUUAAGGACCGCAGUGCGAAAUUGCCUACGCCCACGGCCGUCAGUGAUCGCCCUGGACGGCCGAUUGUAAGCUUCGAUUCGAAGUGGAAGGCCCCUGACGAGAAAACUGAUGCUCAGCCAGGAUCGGCUUUCGGCGACAACACAUCGGGAGCCUCGGGCCAAAGGAGCCAGCCGAUGGAAAUUCCUUCUAUUGUGGUUGCGCCGGAGGAACCCCCGUCGGACAGAGCACACGGGGUCCCGCCAAUCCCGUCCAUAAGCAUCGACGGCGCAGAUGAGCCGGCUGGUCCUACCCCAAGCAUGCCUGUUGCAAUAACCCCGGAUGUCCACUUCUCUGUCUCUACGCCGCGGCCGCUGCCGAAUCCCAAGACGGCAUCCAAGGCACGACCCUUCCAACGUCCACAACGGCAUUGGUCACCUGCCGCUAUGUCAGGCAAUCGUUCCACAACGCCCUGCCACGAGUGCGGGUUUCCCAUUGAAGGCAGGUUUGUCUCUCUAGCUGGAUUUUCGGAAAGAUUCCAUCCUCAGUGCUUCAGCUGUUAUGCUUGUGGCACCAGCCUCGAGGCGCUGGAGAUUAGCCCCGAGCCUGAUGCUCAUCGCAAAGAGCGUCUGGAGAGGAUCGGUCGUAGAGCUAACGGGGAGGCACUGGAGGAGACGCCGGGAAAGACCAUGGCCGAGGACGGCGAUGAGCGCCUUCGUUUCUACUGUCAUCUCGACUGGCACGAGCUUUAUGCACCGAAAUGCAAGCAUUGCAAGACACCCAUCCUCGGCGAGCAUGUGGUCGCACUAGGCGAGCAUUGGCACUACGGACAUUUCUUCUGCGCCGAGUGUGGUGAUCCGUUCGAAAAGGGCAUGACCCACAUCGAGAAAGAUGGAUACGCAUGGUGCAUCAACUGUCAAACCAAGCGGACGGAAAGAAGGGCGCCCAAAUGCAAAAACUGCAAGACUGCUGUCAUUGGGCAGUAUAUUAGAGCACUGGGAGGCGAGUGGCACGAUGAGUGCUUCCGCUGCGCUUCCUGCCAGGGUGGUUUCGACGAUGGCCAAAUCUUCCCCAAGGAGGUUGGGGACAAGAUGGUGGUACUGUGCACGGGAUGCCGCAUGAUGGAACUCAAAGCGUAAC
Colletotrichum destructivum is the source of this 2595-nucleotide messenger RNA. Its product is annotated as Putative Zinc finger, LIM-type. Gene Ontology annotation, cellular component: Z disc; nucleus. The record is from RefSeq and is a predicted model, not a curated record. Lineage: Eukaryota; Fungi; Ascomycota; Sordariomycetes; Glomerellales; Glomerellaceae. The transcript has 2 exons. Gene Ontology annotation, molecular function: transcription coregulator activity. Bases 168 to 2594 code for a protein of 808 amino acids.